Gastrolobium bilobum is the source of this 910-nucleotide messenger RNA. Its product is annotated as zinc finger protein ZAT10-like. NCBI's taxonomy places the organism in Eukaryota, Viridiplantae, Streptophyta, Magnoliopsida, Fabales, Fabaceae. Gene Ontology annotation, molecular function: DNA-binding transcription factor activity. The record is from RefSeq and is a predicted model, not a curated record. Gene Ontology annotation, biological process: response to stress.
CAACACAAGAAGCAUAAGCACCUCGCCCUUUCUUUCCCACGUUUUUUUUAUCUCAAGUUCCGUGUCGAUUACCCAUAUUAGAUGGCUCUCGAAGCUCUCAAAUCUCCCACCACCGCCACCCCAUCCUUCAAUACCCCCUUUGAAGAAGUCAAUCUCCGCUACUUAGAGGCACCCUGGGCCAAGCGAAAACGUUCGAAGCGUACCCGAAUGGAUCACCAGCCUUCAGAGGAAGAGUACCUCGCUCUCUGCCUUAUCAUGCUCGCUCGCGGCGGCAACAGCGGAGGAACUUCACCGCCACCGCCACCGCCAACCAAGCUCAGUUAUAAAUGCUCUGUUUGCAACAAAGCGUUUUCCUCUUAUCAAGCACUCGGUGGGCACAAGGCCAGCCACCGGAAACUCGCUGGCGGCGGCGCUGCGGAAGAUCAGUCAACCUCCUCCGCCGUGACAACCAGUUCCGCAUCCAACGGCGGAGGUAAGACCCACGAGUGUUCCAUCUGCCACAAGUGUUUCCCCACGGGACAGGCCUUGGGAGGACACAAGCGUUGCCACUACGAAGGAGGUAGUAACAGCGCCGUCACUGCCUCGGAAGGUGUUGGGUCCACCCACACUGGGACCCACAGCCACCCCCGCGACUUCGAUCUCAACCUUCCGGCUUUUCCGGACUUCUCAACCAAGUUCUUCGUGGACGACGAGGUCUCCAGCCCUCUACCAGUGAAGAAGCCCAAGAUUGAAUUCCCUCACUACUGAUGAAUUCCAAAUUAAUCAGUGAUUAUUUUUUUUACUUUUUUUUUUUCAGUUGUUUAGUAUUAAUUUGUUACGGUACAUACUAUUUGGAUCUUGUUAAUUCGUUGGUUUUAGAUUCUAAAUUUUAAUUUGGUAGUGCUUAUUCAAUUCAAUUUAUUUAUUUUUA